Choloepus didactylus (southern two-toed sloth) is the source of this 6429-nucleotide messenger RNA. It is a transcript of the gene USP53, whose product is annotated as ubiquitin specific peptidase 53. The coding region runs from base 890 to 4246 and encodes 1118 amino acids. The transcript has 17 exons. Gene Ontology annotation, cellular component: cell-cell junction. NCBI's taxonomy places the organism in Eukaryota, Metazoa, Chordata, Mammalia, Pilosa, Megalonychidae. Gene Ontology annotation, biological process: sensory perception of sound; protein deubiquitination; response to auditory stimulus. Gene Ontology annotation, molecular function: cysteine-type deubiquitinase activity. The record is from RefSeq and is a predicted model, not a curated record.
GUGCGUAGGGCCGGGCUCUAGGCGGCGAGGAGUAGUCGCCUCUACUCCAGUUCCCGGUGAGCCUCAGUUACGGUGGCAGCUGUUGGUGUUUCUGCGUGAUGUUGGCGUGAGGCAGAGCUGAGCCAGCGAGAGGUAGUUCUGUGGGAGUGGAAGGCCCAUAUUUCUUUACCUGGACCGCACGCUCGUCGCGCUACGAGGACAGAGCUCAAGUUCCAUGAUGAUGGCCUAGAUGGAGAUCCUUCAUCCUCUAAAAGAGAAAUUAAAAAAAAAAACGAACAAAACUUUUUCUGCUUAAGUAGCAUAUGGUUUGUCUGCCAUCGUCAUGAGACAAUUCCGAAUAGACAGAUUCAUUUAGAUUUGCUUUGAGGUCAUGUUGACAUGAAAUAUGGAGUCAUCUUUGAUAACUUCACCUGGGAAAGAGAGUCUUCUUUCUUAUUAAAAAGCAUGAGGAAAAUAAAUGACCAAAGAAACGCCAAUGCCAGCACUACAUCUUUUUGUAUUAUCUCUUUUUUAACCCAUCAAAACUAAUGGCUUGUGCUAAAGGAAGAUGAUUUGUUCAUCAAAAAUUUUAGCAGUAAUAAAAAAUCUUUCAUCUUAAACUGUACAACUCUCUUACAAAAUUUAACACAUAAAAAUCUUGAAGGCCUUAUUUAAAUUAGCUUUUUUAGUUUUCAGAACUUCAUCAUUUACAUAUUUACAUAUCCUAUUUUUACUUUGCAAAGUCUUCAUAAAAAUUUACAGCAGCAGGAAAGAUAUGGACUUGGAAGCUUACAUUAUAAUAGACUGCAGUGAAUUUAAGUGGACAAUUCAGGACAUCAUCCACUUUAUCAUCAGAAAUAACACAUAAGUAUACAGUUCUUAGCGUUAUUGUGAACAAAUUUGCUUGAAAAUGGCAUGGGUAAAAUUCUUACGGAAACCUGGUGGCAAUCUUGGAAAAGUUUAUCAACCUGGAAGUAUGCUAUCCCUGGCCCCUACCAAAGGCUUGUUAAAUGAACCAGGACAAAACAGCUGCUUUCUUAAUAGUGCUGUACAGGUUUUAUGGCAGUUGGACAUAUUCCGACGAAGCUUGCGGGUUCUGACUGGACAUGUUUGUCAGGGAGAUGCCUGCAUAUUUUGUGCAUUGAAGGCAAUAUUUGCACAGUUUCAACACAGUCGAGAAAAAGCGCUUCCUUCGGAUAACAUAAGGCAUGCUCUUGCAGAAAGCUUCAAAGAUGAGCAGCGAUUUCAGCUUGGCCUUAUGGAUGAUGCUGCAGAGUGCUUUGAAACUAUAUUGGAGAGGAUUCAUUUUCACAUAGUGCCAAGCAAAGAUGCGGACAUGUGUACCUCUAAGUCGUGUAUCACUCACCAGAAGUUUGCUAUGACUCUGUAUGAACAGUGUGUGUGUCGUAGCUGUGGAGCAUCAUCAGAUCCUUUACCUUUUACAGAAUUUGUACGGUACAUUUCUACAACAGCCCUAUGCAAUGAAGUUGAAAGACUGAUGGAAAGGCAUGAACGCUUUAGGCCUGAAAUGUUUGCAGAACUACUGCAAACAGCAAAUACAACUGAUGACUACAGGAAAUGCCCUAGUAACUGUGGCCAAAAAAUAAAAAUUCGCCGUGUUUUAAUGAAUUGCCCAGAGAUUGUCACAAUUGGUUUAGUCUGGGAUUCUGAACAUUCUGACUUGACUGAAGAUGUUGUUCGGAAUCUAGCAACACAUCUUUAUCUUCCUGGGCUUUUUUACAGGGUUACGGAUGAAAAUGCCAAAAAUAGUGAACUUCACCUUGUUGGUAUGAUCUGCUACACCAGCCGACAUUAUUGUGCCUUUGCUUUUCAUACCAAGAGUUCCAAAUGGGUAUUUUUUGAUGAUGCAAAUGUGAAAGAAGUUGGAGCUAGAUGGAAAGAGGUGGUCUCCAAGUGCAUCCGAUGCCACUUCCAGCCACUGCUUUUGUUUUAUGCAAACCCAGAUGGCACAGCAGUUUCUACUGAAGAUGCACUCAGACAGGUCAUCCACUGGUCAAAUUAUAAAUCUGUUGCAGAAAAUAUGGGAUGUGAAAAGCCCUCAAUUUACAAGUCUGAUAACUUAAAAGAAAAUGGAUUUGGUGAUCAAGCAAAGCAGAGAGAAAGUCAGAAAUUUCAAACAGAUAAUAUUUCAUCAUUUAAUAGGAGCCAUGUUCAGACAUGUGGAAGUAGAGGACCAGUUAAGUUAAAUCACAGUGACCAAAGGGAAAAGAUGAAAGACAUUUCCAGAGAAUGUGCUUUGAAAGCCAUUGAACAGAAAAACUUACUUUCUUCACAGAGAAAAGAUUUGGAGAGGGGACAGAGAAAAGAUUUGGGCCGACAAAGAGAUUUGGUUGAUGAAGAUAUUUCAUAUUUCAAGUCUGGAUCAUCUCCUGCCACAAAUGGUUUUAGACAAUAUGGGAAUCCUCAUCUGUAUCAUAAUCGAGGAAAAGGACCUUGUAAACAUGACCAAGUUGCCCAUCAGAGUCAAACUUCUGCACAAAUGUUAAGUUCAAGUAAAUCCCAGAUUCUUGCUCCAGGACAGAAAACAAUUAGCAAGGUUAAGAGUGACAGUGGCACUGGAUAUGAUACAGACAGCAGCCAAGACUCUAGGGAUAAAGGAAGCAGCUGUAAUAGCAUCAGUAAAAGCCGGAACCGAGGUUGGAAACCUAUGAGAGAAACAUUAAACGUUGAUAGCAUUUUUAGCGAAAGUGAAAAAAGGCAGCACAGUCCAGGACAUAAAUCAAAUAUUGGUAACAAACCUAAAUGCAGCAAAGAUCAUAGUUUUAACAAUUGGCCAAAAGAGAAUCCAAAGCAAAAAUGUUUAAUGACCAUAUAUGAAGAUGAAAUAAAGCAGGAAAUAGGAAGCAGGAGUUCACUUGAAUCCAAUGGAAAAGGAACAGAGAAAAAUAAAGGCCUCGUAGAGACCAAAGUUCAUGCUGACAACUGGCAGAUGCAAAGGACUGAAUCUGGAUAUGAAAGCAGUGACCAUAUCAGUAAUGGAUCAGCUAAUUUGGACUCAACUGUUAUUGAUGGAAAUGAUACAGUAAUGAAUAUCAGUGGUGUUAAAGAAGCACCAUCCUUCAGUAACCAGAGUAAGUCAAGCAACCUAAAUAUAGAAUAUGUGGAUUGUAUCUCUCAGAGCAAGAACCACUUGGAAGGUUCUAGGAAAGAACUCAAGAACUUGGAAGUAGGCUAUAAAUCUCAUGAGUUCCACCCAGAAUCACAUCUAAAACUGAAAAAUCCUUUGAUAAAAAGUUUUGUUUUCCUUUUCACAUCCAGGUCACAUACACAUGAAACCAAUGGAAAGUUAUUCCUUUCUUCCAGUCCACAAAUAUUUAAGGACCAUACUUCAAGGGAGCAUAUCCACCAGUCAAGUGAACAGCAACUUGAGAAAUCAAGUGAAUGCAAAUUUUCUGAGUGGCUUAAUAUAGAAAAUGCUGAGAGAACAGGUUUGCCUUUUCACAUUGAUGAUAACUCUGCUUCUGGAAAGAGAGUGAACAGUAAUGAAGUAGCCUCACCAUCUCCAUUGCGGUCUUCACACAUGACAGUUAUUGGGUUAAAGCCAGAAACUGCUCCCCUGAUGCAGCAGCAUCAAAAUAUGAUGGAACCAUGUUGUUCUGAGAACUCUCUAUCCAGGGAUCAUGUAUUUCAGUUAAUCCAGAGAUCUGAUGGUUAUCAGAUGCCAAAACUUCUUUGCCAGAAUGCACCGCCUCCUUUGCCACCAAAGAAGUAUGUUACAACCAGUAUGCCACAGUCAGAGAAAAAUGAAUCUACACCUGAGGUCAAACUUACAGACAUGUUUAAAGUUAAUUCUUCUAGUCUUCCGAAGUCUUGUAUAAGCGUAGCAUCAGAAGCAGGUUUAGAAGUGAGUACAUAUAUGAAUGAUGAAAAACUUAAGGCAGCAGUUCAAGUGAAAGAACAAGUUGGCAACACACCGAACCACCUGUCCAACUCUUCAAUUAAUGAUUUUCAGGUAGGGUCUGAUGCAGUUGUUGAUACAUUUUGCCAAUCAGAUUCUAGUUCUACAUUUCCAAAUGAGACAGUUACAUUAACUACCUAUUUUUCAGUUGAUAGCUGCAUGACUGAUACAUACAGAUUGAAAUAUCAUCAAAGGCCCAAGCUCUGUUUUCCAGAGAGCAGUGGCUUUUGUAAUGAUAAUUCAUUAUCUCAGACUGAAAGAGGUCUUGGACCUGUGUUACAUAACAGUCUUGGUUCAAGCUGUCCUUCUGAGCAAAGAUAUAAACCUAGCAUACACUGUAAUAGAUAAAUGAUGAAAUCGGCAAGCUCAUGCUUCUCAGAGGCCAUUAAAAUAUGAGAAAUAGGAACCUACUGAACAAACCUAGUGAGAUGUAGAAAAUUAAACCAUGGAAUUUUAAGUCAUUAAUCAAGUUUUAUUAUAAACUCACAGAUAUAUAUUAUCUUGUGACCAAUUUAAUGUAUAUUUUAGAAGUUCCCUUUGAAUAGUCUUGCAUGCCUCAGAAAAUAGAAAAGCAGGGGUAUGCAGCGAAUUAUUUACCAUAUGCUACAGUUGAAUAAAAAUUAAAUUUGCCUUUCUAUUAUGUAACUAGGAGUAUUAAACUACGUUAAUCAUGUAUGUAGAUUGGUAAACAAUGCUAAUUGAAAAAUACUGGGUGACACUUAGUCUAGUUUAAGCAGUAUUUGCUUUAUGAAGGAGCACUUUCUAAUGGGUAACCAAGAGGGCUUCACCCAUUUGUUUUUGACUUCUGUGAUAGUCUGUUACAUAUGAUCCCUGUAAGUGUCUUAAAGAGAAAUGAUCCAUGAAAUUUGUAGCUUUUGAAAAUAAAUGCCUUAAUGAUUAGCAAUAUUUAAAUUCUCAAGAUCAGAAGAAACUUAAUUUCCAUCCUAGAACUUUUAUUUCACAAUGCCUAAUUAUAUAAAUUAGGCAACUGUUGUGUGUACUCACAAACAUUAUUUCAGCCAUGUUAGCUAAAAAUAAUGAAAAUACUUUACUGUAUUUAUUUAUCUUGUUACAUUUGCUUUAAUUUUAUAUGAAAUAUGAAAGGUUUUUAUUUUUAUUUGGUUUACUUUAGGCUGCUAAAAACUAGUGUUAGGCAUUAACACCUAGGGCCCACUUACUGGGAAUGUCACUGUGACUGCCUAAAUUUUCCCUGCUAAAAUCUUACCUGAUUGUGGGUUGUCACACCAGUCUAUUGAUUUUCAUAUUCUUGAAUCGGAUAAAUCCACCUGAGUUUCAAGAUUCAAUUUCUGCCUUUAAUAUAGUAUAUAAUUUUAAUGAAAUGUUAUUGGCAUGAGUAUCUCUUCUCUUAUUCUACUUUAAACAACAGUAAUUUUACACCUAAUACUUUUCACAGGAGAGGAUUUUGUUUAAAAAAAAAAAAAGGAAUUUUUCAUUCUUUUGAUGACCUUGUGACUGAAAAUAAAUUACUUUAAUUGCCUUAUUUCAUUAGUUCUCAUUUUAUUCUGUACUAAACUGGUAAACUAAUUGAGGGUUUAUAAAACAAUUUUAUAUUGUCCAUUCCACAGAGGAUCAAGUUAUAUAAUUAAAAUUUUUAUUAUUUUCAUGAAUGCAUAAACUUCAUAGAUAUAAUAGUUCUGUAAAGUAAAAUAAUUAAAUUCAAUAUCUGGACCAAUUCCAUAAAUUGUGUUAAAAUAUUCCAAAUUGUAAAUGGUAAAUAGGAAAUAAUUGUUUAUAAAGUCUGACCUCACCUUGUUACCAGACCUUGGCCAAAUUUUGUUAUCCACCAGUAGACAAUUUUCAUUUUUAAGCCUUUCUAACCAUAACAAUAGAUGAUUAUUACUGUAUAUUAUUCUCUUAAUUUAGCAAUACUUGAAUACCAAUUUAAAUUUUAUCCUUUUAAAAAGCUUAUUUUUAAUAACUUUUAGUACAAAUUUGUAAAUACUGUAAAGUUUGUAAAAUUUUAUUUGAAAUAUCAGUGUAUUUAAUUCUUGUUUUUAUAACAUUGUGAAGUUCUAGAAAAAUGGGCUUAUUUUAAGUAUUUUUAAUGUCUUUUAAAAACUUUGUAUAAGGUUUUUUUGUUUGUUUUUCUACUUGGUCAGGAUUUCCAGUUGAAAAUGUAUUUUUUGAAACAUUUAAAUUAAUUUCUGAUAUUUAACAGCAAUCGCUUAGAUUUUGUCUUUUCAGGUCACAAUUGAAUGGCAAACAUCAAAUCAAAAUGUCCGAUUUUGGCUUUUAAAGUACUAUCUAGUUGAAACCUCUUGAAUCAUGUAAUAGUACUGAACAAACUAGAAACUGACCAUUUGUUUUAUGUAAUUAACUUCAAAUAUAGAUUGAAUACAUAUUUACUAAUUAAUCGACAUGAAAAAUUUUUACUUCCAGGGUACCUAUUUAUUUUUUAAAUGUUUUCAUCUGGUUAUAAGCUUAUUAUGAGAAUUUUGGUAAAAUGAACCAAUAAUUGUAAUGUUCAAAAUAUUUAUAUUAAGAAUGUUAUAUUUUCAUGUGAAAUCAGU